Molecule: messenger RNA, 1584 nt
Organism: Sporothrix brasiliensis 5110
Lineage: Eukaryota; Fungi; Ascomycota; Sordariomycetes; Ophiostomatales; Ophiostomataceae
Product: F-type H+-transporting ATPase subunit beta
Exons: 6
Coding region: 1-1584 (527 amino acids)
Biological process (GO): proton motive force-driven mitochondrial ATP synthesis; proton transmembrane transport
Molecular function (GO): proton-transporting ATP synthase activity, rotational mechanism; ATP hydrolysis activity; ATP binding
Source: RefSeq, a predicted model, not a curated record
AUGUUCAAGAGCGCCAACUUCGCCAGAGCGGCUCGCGUAGCCCGUUCGUCUCUCGCGACGCCUCGCAUCGUCCGCCCGAACUUUAUCACCCCUUCCCUCCUGCACGGCAGCCGGUUCGCCAGCACUUCCAGUGUCGGUGAUGGCAAGAUUCAUCAGGUCAUUGGUGCCGUCGUCGAUGUCAAGUUCGACACGGACAAGCUGCCCGCCAUUCUGAACGCCUUGGAGACCCAGAACAAUGGCCAGAAGCUGGUCCUUGAGGUCGCCCAACAUCUGGGUGAGCACACCGUGCGCUGCAUUUCCAUGGACGGUACUGAGGGUCUCGUCCGUGGUGCUAAGGCCACUGACACUGGUUCCCCCAUCACCAUCCCCGUCGGCCCCGGUACCCUCGGUCGCAUCAUGAACGUCACUGGUGACCCGAUCGAUGAGCGCGGUCCCAUCAAGACCGACAAGUUCCGUCCCAUCCACGCUGAGGCUCCCGAGUUCGUUGACCAGUCGACCACCGCUGAGGUUCUCGUUACUGGUAUCAAGGUCGUCGAUCUGCUUGCUCCCUACGCCCGUGGUGGUAAGAUUGGUCUGUUUGGCGGUGCCGGUGUUGGCAAGACCGUGUUCAUCCAGGAGCUCAUCAACAACAUCGCCAAGGCCCACGGUGGUUACUCCGUCUUCACCGGUGUCGGCGAGCGUACCCGUGAGGGUAACGAUCUGUACCACGAAAUGCAGGAGACCUCUGUCAUUCAGCUUGACGGCGACUCCAAGGUCGCCCUGGUGUUCGGUCAGAUGAACGAGCCCCCUGGUGCUCGUGCCCGUGUCGCCUUGACCGGUUUGACUGUCGCUGAGUACUUCCGUGAUGAGGAGGGCCAGGAUGUUCCAAAACGAAGAAUCACUAACGUGUCAGUGCUUCUCUUCAUCGACAACAUUUUCCGCUUCACCCAGGCCGGUUCUGAGGUGUCUGCCCUUCUGGGUCGUAUUCCCUCCGCUGUCGGUUACCAGCCCACGCUCGCCGUGGACAUGGGUCUGAUGCAGGAGCGGAUUACCACCACCCGCAAGGGCUCAAUUACCUCCGUCCAGGCCGUCUACGUGCCCGCUGACGAUCUGACGGAUCCCGCCCCCGCCACCACCUUCGCCCAUCUGGACGCCACCACUGUGCUGUCCCGAGGUAUCUCUGAGCUGGGUAUCUACCCCGCUGUCGACCCCCUCGACUCCAAGUCGCGUAUGCUGGACCCCCGUAUUGUCGGCGACGACCACUACGAGACCGCCACUCGCGUCCAGCAGAUCCUCCAAGAGUACAAGUCGCUGCAGGACAUCAUCGCCAUUCUGGGUAUGGACGAGCUGUCUGAGGCCGACAAGCUUACAGUCGAGCGUGCUCGUAAGAUCCAGCGUUUCCUGAGCCAGCCGUUCACUGUCGCGCAGGUCUUCACUGGUAUCGAAGGCCAGCUGGUCGAUCUGAAGGACACUAUCGCUUCGUUCAAGGCUAUCCUGAGCGGUGAGGGUGACAGCCUUCCGGAGGGUGCCUUCUACAUGGUUGGCAACUUCGCGUCUGCCCAGGCCAAGGGUGAGAAGAUCCUGGCUGAGCUUGAGCAGAACUAA